CCAAUACUUUUAAAGGGGACUAAUUAAAUUAGAUGCAGUUCCUUCUUACAAAUAUCUUACAUACUGUAUAUUUUUGCACAAUAAGGAAAUGAAAAGGAAGAUUCUGAUAAUGCCUGGGGAACUCUUUCAGUGUAGUGUCUAGUUCCUCCAUCACGAUGUUUCCAUUAAUAAACAAGUUCCUUUUUGCUUCACAAGUGGUGUGUAGCGUUAAUUUCGCUUUGUCAGUAUAAUUUUUUACACUUCCUUAUUACAGAUUAAUUCCAUGCCAAGUCUGCUCCUUUUAUUGUGUGUGUGUGUGUGUGUGUGUGUGUAUACACCUCUGGCCAUUUCAGGGAAAUUACUUUACAUGUGCACUUAUGUUAGAAUACAUUUGCUGAGGAAUAUCUAUGUGAUAUAGUUUUCAUUUCUCUGUCUCGUGGAAUGUGUGGUGGAUAAGAUCCAAAGAAAGGUGGUGUAAAGAGUGUGGCAGGAAGUUUGAUAAGGGUUUGGUUAACUGUCUGUCAGCACUCGCUCUCUCUCUCACUCUCACUCUCUCUUUUUUUCUCAAUGUCUAACGCACUUUCUCUUUUUGCUGUGCAGAGAUCUCCCUUCACUUUGUAACGAGGCAAGCGCUAGGACUAAGUCACUAUUAAUGGGCCGAAAACUGAGUAGCUUGUGGUAGGUUUACACCAUUUUUCUGCUUUCUUGGACGUCAUUCAUUGCACCUUUAAUCUGAAACAUUUCAGAACAAGUUAAAUGUGGGUACAGAUACGCAUUUGGUCGUCUUUUGCCAAAUAGAGAUGCACUGGUUUCCAGAGACACAUCAAAGGACUGUUUUGUGAUCAUAAUGCUUGCCAAGGCUAGAGAGAAAGGUCUGAGUUUUGUGAGAUGACCUUUCUAAAAUUUGUUUCUGUUCAGUAUAACUAAAUCCCACUGAACCUGUGGAUAAUGAGCGCAGUACGUACUGCUCCAGUUCAGGCGGAGAGUCAGAGGCUUUCCUGGGUUGUUGGGGUUGUGACUGUGGUGGCGAUUACCUCAUCCUUGCUAUCAGCUCUGUCCCUAUACCACGUGCUGGCUCUGCAGGCAGAGGUGGAAGUGCUGAGGAACGAAGUGAGCCGCAGGAGAGAAGGAUGCAGGGACACACCAAGGGAAAGUGUGAGAGGACCUCAGCCUCAUCAGCAGCAACAUGAGGACGACAGGAACAAAGCCCUGGUGAGUACCAGUGUGGCGCCCCCUAAUAUGCAGAUGGAUGCUUCUAGAAGGCAGCAAGAGAAGUUCAAAUUGAAGAAGAGAAGUCUGGCAAGUGAGUCUGAACAAUCAGUGGUUCAGCCAUUCUUGCAGCUGAUGGCAGACAGCAAGAGGGAAAUCUUUCAGAAAGAGUUUACACAGGAGAAACACACUGGCAUUCCGUGGCAGGCAAGCCUAAAACAAGGCUCAGCUCUUGAGGAGGAACAGGAUGUCAUAGUGGUCAAAGAGGAGGGCUACUACUUCAUUUACAGUCAGGUUUAUUACAAAGACCCCACUUUUGCAAUGGGUCAUAUCGUAAUCCGCAUGAAAAAGUAUGUGGUUGGGGACGAGAGUCAACAUGUUGUUCUGUUCCGAUGCAUCCAGAGCAUGAACGUGAAGGUUCCUUAUAACACCUGCUACACAGGAGGGAUAGUGAAGCUAGAUGUUGGAGACAGAGUGGAGCUGCUCAUACCUCGCCCCACUGCAACCAUCUCUCUGGAUGGAGACUGCACCUACCUGGGGGCCAUCAAACUGGCCUGAUCUAACUCAAGGAGAUGGAACUCUACAAGAUAGUGGACAUGAGACACCAGGUUAUACUGCUUUUGGACAUCUCAGUAUACCCAUUUCCAAGCACUUUCUUUCACUAACCUAUAGAGAUUGUGCAUUUUGCCCAAAUUAGUGUAUUGUUAGGAACUGAUGAACUCCAAUACUUUACAUGUGGAGGUUGAUGAGUGUGAGCUAAAUACAUGUGAAAUUACUGCAGUAAGCUUCCUCUCAGUGUGAAUGAGUGUAUGAAUGUGUGUGUACCUGGUGCUCUAUGAUGGAACGGUAUCCCAUCCAGGAUGAAUUCUCCCAUGCAGCCACGGUUCCCGGGAUUGGCUCCGGUAUAACUGCAACCCCGACCAAGAUAAAUGGGUGACUGAACAAAAUGAAUUAUUUGCUCCUAGCUGAUUAUACUAUACGGUGGGUGGAUGAUUAUACGGUGCCCUGUGAUAGACAUCCAGGCUCUAUUCCCUCCUCACAUGCAGUGUUCCUGGGAUAUGCUCAGGAUGCAGGAUAAAGUGCUUACUGAAUAUAACUGAAUGAGUGGGACAUGUGGAACUCUUUACACAGUGUAAAUCAAAGUCUUCUUGUGGACCUUGGAAACUAGUGUCAUAAUGACCUCAAGCACAUACUUUUCCUGCUUCCUCUAAGUCUACAAAAACCUGGCCUUUGAGAUGGCUCUUUCAACAACUUUUGAACACUUCUUGUCCCACAUUUUAGCAUCCACAUAAAUCAUUGUCUUCCUCUAUCUUAAAUAAAAUGGCAUAAAUGGAGAGACCAGAUUGUUCAAUAACAGUUAGGACACAAUACCAGUACUAUAGGCUAACAGCUGUUGUGGGUAAUUUUCAAUAUUUUUUGCAAGCAUAGAACAUGUGGGUUAUAACCACGCACAGAAUACAGUCUGGAAUUAGCCAACAGUUAAAUUACAGGUUUUGAAUACAUUUGUUUAGCCUUGUGAUUUGUUUGUGGUUAUGUGAUCUUACUUCACAUUUCAGCAGAGGGCAGCACUGGCACAUAAAUGGACCACAAUCCUAUGGCUUGCCAUUUUUGGAACCACUGGUUUUGUUAAAAAAAAAAAAAAUGGAUGGUACUUUUUCAUAAUGUUGUUACCAAUUUCAACCACAUGUUCAGUAUUUUACAAUUACUCCCACAAAGGUAGGAGGUCCUUAAAUUCACACCUAUGUACAGAAUUUACCGUAUGUGUGUUUUAGUUAUUGAUAUAUGAGUCAGUAAUUGAUGUAAAUUUGUGAUUAUUAUAUACAGCUAAUGUGCUAAAUAACUGCAUUAUAUUCACAAUUGGCCUUCUUUAAACAAUUUAGUUAAAUCAGUUCUCUGUAUCAGUAUCACUACUGGUAGCAGUCCAAUGCUGACAUAUUUCAAGUUAAACCUUCAGAUGGCAUCAAUUUCCAAGAGAAAGCUUCUGUGGCAAAGGCAUUUGUGACAAAUGCAUCUAAAACUUGAAUCACUCACUACAUUUAUACGAAAUUUACAACCCACAUCCAUUUUCCAAUAUUAAUCAGAAUUUGGCAAUAUCUUAUUCAAUAUUGAUUUAUGUAAACACUUUCUAUCCGAUUGCCCAAUUAAGACAAUAUUCUGAUUCCCCAAAUUAUUAUUCUCACCUCUGGAAUGUGCCUGGUUUAAUUGGAAAUUUGUUGCAUGUAAACACCUUAUUCAAAAAAUCCACUGAAAGGAGAUAUAUGCGCAUGCUCAGUCCGCAAGGAAUUUUGGGUGCUAACAGAUGCUUAGCUGUAGGCUAGGUAUUUAGGAAUGGCAACUUAGGCAUACUUACAACAACCAUGUAUACAGGAAUAUUCUGAUGCCUGUACACAUAUAAAGAUCGUAUUCUGAAUAUGGCUGCAACCCGAAUAUAGACUUCAAUAAAUAGUUAACCCAUUGUCUCGGUUGUGUGUCGAGCAUGAUAUAUAUACUCUGCCUUUCUUUGAAUAAAAGAGAGAUCUUGCCAUUUGAAUUAUGUAUGUCUGUGUCAUUUGGCAGACUAUCCCUAGGCCUUGGAGUGGGAAGUGUGUGGCGGGGCGAGGGCGCCGUCUUUUUGUGUAUUUUCUCUUUCUCUUUUCCUAACCCGAAGAUCACAAAUCCUAACAGUUAUUCAGUGAAUUAUAUUUCUAUUGAAAGGUGUACAUGUAUGCUAAACACUAAGGGUUUCAUCUUGUACUAAAUUCACUUUAUUAAUCCCAAAAUCAGGCAGAGAAAUGCCAAAGGAUUUAAGCCUGGUACCUGGUUCCAUCUGUGUUAGAGAUUUUAUUUUUCUCUGAUGCAGUAGCUUUUAAAAUCCCAUAAAAUCUCUCUGUUGAAAUGUUAACAGUUAUUAAUAUUGAUAAGCCCAUAUGACAAAGUUUAUGUGUGGUGAUAUCUGACCUAUGUAAAAUGUUACAUUAGUGCUGCAGGGCAUAGAAAAUGGGUUACUGUAUAUGGUUUCAUUUUAAUUGUUGUAUUGUUGUAUGUUAACUAAGAUCAGAUACUCAUGCCUUAUUUAAUCUCAGAAAUAUUGCUAAGAUAAGAAAUGUAAUGUCAUUACAUGAUGCAGAAAAACUAAUGAUUUUGUUACCUCUAGGUUGGAUUAUUGUAAUGCCUUACUGCUUGGAUGUUCCAGUAGGUGUAUAAACAAACUCCAGUUAGUCCAGAAAGAUGCAGCCAGAGUCCUUACUAGAACCAGAAGAUAUGACCACAUCACCCCUAUCUUAUCCAUUCUGAAUUGGCUACCAGUCAAAUUUCACACUGAUUAAAAAAAUACUACUAUUGAUCUAUAAAACACUGAAUGGUCUCGAUCCACAGUACCUGAGAGAAGUUAAGGUUGAUUAUUAUCUGCCAUGCCUACUUCAGUCUAAAGGUGCAGGCUAUUUGUUGGUACAGUGCUGUGAAAAAGUAUUGCCCCAUCAUGAUUUUUGUCUGUUUUUGUGUAUAUCUCAUAUUAAAUUGUUUCAGAAAUUAAAACAAAAAUUAAGAUAAAACAAAGACAACCUGUAUUUUAAACACAAAAUACAGUUGAUGAAUGGUAAUGUUGUUUAUUGAAGCAAAAAAGUUAUCCAAUAUCAACUGGGCCUGUGUGAAAAUGUAUUUGCCCCCAUAGUUACUAAUUCCCCAAAUCUAUGAAACUGCAUUCAUAAUGGAGUUCAGCUGGAAUAGAUGCAACCAGGCCUGAUUACUGCAAACCCUGUUAAAUCAAAUCAACACUUAAAUAGAACUUUUCCAACAGCAUGAAGUUGGUUAAAAGGUCUUACUCAGUAACACACUAUGCCAAAGUUGAAAGAAAUUCCAGAAAUAAUGAAGAAGGUCAUUGAAAUACAUCAGUCUGGGAAUGGUUACAAAGCUAUCUAAAAGGGUCUGGGACUCCCAAGGACCGCAAGAGCCAUUAUCUCCAAAUGGAAAAACUCCUCAUAGUAGUAAACCUUCCCAGAAGUGUCCAGCCUUCCAAAAUUCCUCCAAGAGCACAGUAACGACUCAUCCAGCAGGUCACAAAAGAGCAACAUCAAAGGACCUACAGGCCACUUUUAGAUCAAUAAAGGUAACUGUUCAUUUAAUUCAAUUCAAUUCAAUUUUAUUUGUAUAGCACUUUUUACAAUAGACAUUGUCUCAAAGCAGCUUUACAGAAAUAUCAACACAGAAAUAUCUCCCUAAGGUGUUAAGAGGAAGAAACCUUGAGAGGAACCAGACUCAGAAGGGAACCCAUCCUCAUCUGGGUAACAACAAAUAGUGUGAAAAAGUUAAUUAUGGAUUUAUAUGAAGUCUGUUUGGCCUUAGAAGCAGCCAUAGUCUCAGCAAUCUGGAAUUGGAGUAGAUGAGAGCUCCAUCCAGAGGUAGGAAAUCCGAAACGGAACAGGCAGGUCUGGAGAGCAGAUAGGAUCAGGAUCUCUAGUAUCUCCAUAAUAUUGUGUGUGGCUCGACAGAAGGAGAGAAGGAGAGAAAAGAUUAUUAGGACUGUGCUUAGUGCAACGGAAAGGCUAGUCAGGGCAGGCUUGAGUAAACAAAUACAUUUUAAGCCCAGACUUAAACACUGAGACUGUGUCUGACUUCCGAACACUAAUUGGAAGGCUGUUCCAUAAAUGUGGGGCUCUAUAAGAGAAAGCUCUUCCCCCUGCUGUAGCCUUUGCUAUUUGAGGUACCGUCAAAUAGCCUGCAUCUUUUGAUCUAAUUAGGCUUGGUGGAUCAUAGAAAACCAAAAAGUCACUUAUAUACUGUGGCACGAGACCGUUUAGUGCUUUAUAGGUUAAUAAUAGUAUUUUAUAAUCAAUGUGAGAUUUCACUGGGAGCCAAUGCAGGGUUGAUAAGAUCGGGGUGAUGUGGUCGUAUCUUCUGGUUCUAGUUAGGACUCUAGCAGCUGCAUUCUGGACUAACUGGAGCUUGUUUAUGCUCCUACUGGAACAUCCAGACAGUAAGGCAUUACAGUAAUCUAGUCUAGAGGUGACGAAUGCAUGAACUAAUAUUUCUGCAUCAUGUAGUGACAAUAUAUUCCUUAUCUUAGAAAUAUUUCUGAGAUGAAAGAAGGCUAUCCUAGUAAUAUCAUCUACAUGAGCAUCAAAUGAUAGCCUGGAGUCAAUAAUCAGACCAGGGUCUUUUACUGCUGCACAUGAUGAAACAAAAAGACCAUCCAGAGUAACUAUGUGAUCAGAAAGCUUACUUCUAGCUACACGUGGUCCUAAUACAAGUACUUCUGUCAUCAGAAUUAAGUAAAAGGAGGUUAGUUAGCAUCCAGCAUCUAAUGUCCUUUACACAAUCCUCAACUUUACUAAGUCCUCUGGCUUCGCUGAAACAUACAACUGUGUAUCAUCAGCAUAACAGUGGAAGCUAAUUUCAUGUUUACGAAUAAUUUGACCUAGAGGUAGCAUAUAUAAAGUAAAAAGCAGUGGGCCUAAAACGGAACCUUGUGGAACACCAAAUUUAAUCUCGGUAUGCAUGGAGAAGUCUCCAUUUACAUCUACAAACUGAUAACAAUCGGUUAAAUAAGACCUGAGCCGGGAGAGGACUGUUCCCUUAAUGCCAACAACAUUUUCUAAUCUAUCAAAGAGAAUAGUAUGAUCUAUAGUAUCAAAGGUUGCACUAAGGUCAAGUAAAACAAGCAGCGAGACACAACCCUGAUCAGAGGCCAGUAGUAGGUCAUUUACUACUUUAACUAACGCUGUCUCUGUGCUAUGAUGAGGUCUAAAUCCUGACUGAUACAUUUCAAGAAUGUUGUUCCUAUGCAAGUAUGAGCAUAAAUGCUGUGCUACAACUUUUUCUAAGAUCUUGGAGAUGAAGGGGAGAUUUGAUAUAGGUCUAUAGCUGGACAGUUGAGAGGGGUCAAGGUCAGGUUUUUUAAUCAGGGGUUUAAUAACUGCUAAUUUAAGUGAUUUAGGUACAUAGCCAGUGCUAAGGGAAGAAUUGAUUAUAUUUAAAAGUGGUUCAAUUACUCCAGGACAAAUCUGUUUAAAAAAACAUGUAGGUACAGGAUAUAGUAUGCAAGUUGAUGAAUUUGCUGAAGGGAUUAAGGUAGCUAGUUCGGUCUCUCUAAGGGGAGUAAAACAUUGUAAACAUUGAUCUGAUAUUGCUAUAUCAUCGUCUAUAGGGUUAGUUAUAAUACUGUCUGGUUUUAAUUUAAUAGCCUGAAUUUCACAUCUAAUAUUUUCAAUCUUACCAAUGAAAAAUUUCAUGAAAUUUUCGCUGCUAUGUAAUGAUUGAGUGUUUCUUUCUGUAGUGGUUUUAUUCCUAGUUAAUUUUGCUACUGUGUUGAAUAGAAAUCUUGAAUUGUUUUUGUUGUCUCCUAUUAAGGUGGAGAGAUAGACUUUUCUAGCAUCGCUAAGAGAUUUUCUAUAGGUCAGUAGGCUCUCCUUCCGUGCUGUUUGAAAUACUACUGUAGUGGGGUGUGUGUCGUGGUUAAAACGUCACCCUUAUUAACUACGUGGCCAAUGAGCUCUCUCCCUACCACAGUACAUAAGUGGUGUUUAGGCCUUCCAGAAUGCGUCAUGGUCAAAAACCCGCCCCUUCUUUUCGUUGCUUUGGACUACAGAGGUAUGUGUUUUUAGCUCUGUCGCUUAGCUGUUUGAUGCUAGCAUUGUCUACUUACCAUGCAAUUUACUUGUUUAGAGUGAAGUUGGGCUACCGAGACUGUGUACAGGUGUGGUGUGCUGCUUACUCUCAGUGCGGUGUGCUGUCAAGGCUCCCAUCUGUGUAGCAUGGUAAUUUAAUGUAGCUCCGGUCAGAGCGCCAGCUGUUGUCGUUACAAGUAUUAAAGAAGCUAUCAUGAUUUUCGUAUGUGCCAUCGUGAGUACUAUGUCAUCGGAUCACAGUAGGUAAAUCAUUUAGUUCUAUUACUCGAGCUAAAUGAUUUUGCAUGCUUUCCAAAGUGAGGUUGUAACACCUGUUUGUUCUUUGGGUCCUCAAUUUUGCAUGCGUUAAGGUGGGCUGAGUGAGAUGGGGUCGUUUCGGUAUACCUCCUCCCCCUUACUCACGGAGCCACGUUGCUUGAUUCUGCUUUGGGCUGCUUGAUUCUGCGUGAUUCUACGUGAUUCUGGUUGGUUUUGUUGUUUCAGUUUGUUUUGCUUUUAUUUAUGUUUGUUACUGUCACUAAGAUCAGUUUUAUUGAACUCAACUGUUGUAACAGUCUUCAUCAAUUAUGCUGAUACUGCUAUGUGGUAGUAGUGGUUUUGGUCAGUCUUGGUAAACUUGUUACCUGUAAUCAGUUUGAGCUCGGGGUUAUGUCUGUGUUUUUGUGACGGUAAGUUUGUCUUUGUUUCAUUUUAUUCUUUUGUCUGUCUGCUUGGAGCAUAUUGUAAUUGACUUUGUGUUUUUGUUUUCUCCUUGUAGGAGCUGAGUGCUUCCUGAGGCUGGGGGGAGUUCUUUGCUGCACCUUAGGCUUUACUUAAUUAAGGGUCAUUAUUAUUGCUGUGUUUAUUUGCAGUGAAUUUUUGUGGGUAUGAUUCUGAUUAGUGGGGUGCUUUUCCAAUUUGUAUAGCUAGUGCUGUCAUACUAGCCUGCCCUUCAUACAGGAAGUCUCAGUCCUCCUACGAUUAUUGUUCAUUUCCUUUUGUGACUGUUUUAUUUGACCAAUGGCUGACUGCAUUGGCUGCUUUUUUUCUUAAAUAAUUCUUGGCCAGUCUUUUUAACUUCAAAAUAAAAUGUAUUUUUGUACGGAAACCCAUGCCUCUUGCCUGUUCUAAGUGGAAAGUAUUUGCGUGUCUUUAUUUGGGUUGUCCCCGUUUUCCCAGGAUGGCGUAGUUGUUGCAAAACGAGCCACACUGCUACACUACCAAUUUGGUUUGACGCCAUUUACGUUCUAAUUGUCGAGUGGUCUGUUUUAAGGUAUGUGUUUUAUCGUUAGACCAGGGUGCUAUUUUUUUGUCUCUAAUUAAUUUUCUUUUGAGUGGAGCCACUCUAUCUAGCGUGUAGCGGAGUGUUUACUCUAAGCAUUCAGUCGCCUGAUCGAGUUCUAUCAGAUCAGACAGUGAUCCAAAUCUAAUUGAUGUCUCUGCGAGGUUAUUUAUGAAGCUCGGUGCAGUAGCUGAUGUGAAAGUACGUCUUAUGCGGUGGCGAGGU
Ictalurus punctatus (channel catfish) is the source of this 9276-nucleotide messenger RNA. RefSeq names its product TNF superfamily member 13b (gene tnfsf13b). Gene Ontology annotation, molecular function: receptor ligand activity; tumor necrosis factor receptor binding. Gene Ontology annotation, cellular component: membrane. NCBI's taxonomy places the organism in Eukaryota, Metazoa, Chordata, Actinopteri, Siluriformes, Ictaluridae. The record is from RefSeq and is a predicted model, not a curated record. Gene Ontology annotation, biological process: immune response. The transcript has 6 exons. The coding region runs from base 928 to 1746 and encodes 272 amino acids.